ACACCGGCGCCCCAACCCAACCAUCGCUCCACGCCCGCGUGGAAAAGACGGAGAGAGACCGGGAGAGAAGAAGAAGAAGAAAAAAUCAGGGGAGGAGGAGACUCAGCGGCCGGGACCGGAACGUGAAACGCGGACGCACGUCGGGAAAGUAAUGUACCAGGCCAUCCCCUACAGCAGCGCCCGGGCGUGGCUGAUGCCGGCGGCGGCGGCUGAGGCGGGCGUCGCCGCUGUGAAGCCGGAGCCGGUGGCGACCGUCGCGGAGCCUGCGGCGGAGGAGGAGCGCGCCCGGCCGGACGCCGCGGCCGGGGACGACGACGACGGCGGCAGGGCGGAGGUGGGGAGGGCCGUGGCGGAGAGGCCGGUGCUGGUGGUGGGGCGGCGCGGGUGCUGCCUGAGCCACGUGGUGAAGCGGCUGCUGCAGGGGCUCGGGGUGAACCCGGCCGUGCACGAGGUCGCGGACGAGUCGGCGCUCGCGGGGCUCGUCCCGGCCGGCGCCGGCGCCGCCGCCGGCGCGCUGCCCGCGGUGUUCGUCGGGGGCAGGCUCCUGGGCGGGCUCGACCGGCUCAUGGCCGUCCACAUCUCCGGCGAGCUCGUGCCCAUCCUCAAGAAGGCCGGUGCCCUCUGGCUCUAGUUUCUAUUACUAAUCAAUCCGUACGUCGGCGUGUUUCUUCCUUCCUGCCUCUUCUGUCUUCUCUCAGAAACGAUGGCGCCGUGGUUUCGCCCGUGGCCGUUGGAUCGAGCAUCACAACACCACACCGCGGCUGAUGCAUGAUAUGAGUUUGGAAAUAGGACUUUGGUUUCUUUUUUAUCUGUUUAUUUAUUUAGGCGAAGCAAAAAAAAAGAAUGGUGAGAAUUCGAACCACAGAGUAAUUUUAUUGUCCGCUAAGCGUGUGCGUGCGAUGACAAGUGGUCGCUUCGCUUCUUCCAUCAUGUGAAUACGGAAGACGGGCGAGAGACAGAGGGGACGGACGUUUGUUUGCUGCCGGCAUCUGUACAAUCCUUUCCGUUUCAGAUUUUAAUGAGGGAUGAGCUGUCCAGUUUCCC
Messenger RNA from Zea mays, 1044 nucleotides. RefSeq names its product Grx_I1 - glutaredoxin subgroup III. Lineage: Eukaryota; Viridiplantae; Streptophyta; Magnoliopsida; Poales; Poaceae. The transcript has a single exon. Bases 152 to 631 code for a protein of 159 amino acids. The record is from RefSeq and is marked validated.